UCGAAAUGAACCCAUUUAUAAGAAGCCAGAAAGUUGAAGAAUAUCAAACUACAGCUGUCCUAAAAUACAGGGAAUCAUCAAUGGCGCAAGCUAGUUUUGCUCCGCAGAGUGAGAAGAUGGAAACAUUUAGGUUGAUGAGUGGGUUUCUGAUCCCUGCUGUCGGAAUCGGCACUUGGAAAUUAUCUCCAUCUCCUCGACAAUCUCUUCAAACUGCUCUUAUUGAGGCAGGUUAUAGGCAUGUUGACACGGCGGCCCAAUAUGGAAAUCAAAUAGAGGUGGGGAAAGGAAUCAAGACAGCCAUACAUGCUGGAAUAGAGAGAAAGCAUUUGUUUAUCACCUCUAAGAUAUGGUGUACUGAUUUAGUACCGGAAAGAGUGGGGCCCGCGUUCUUGAGGACACUCGAAGAAUUGCAGCUAGAAUACCUCGACCUCUAUCUCAUUCAUUGGCCGUUCAGGUUGAGGGACGGGGCAACUAGGCCGCCCCGAGGGGACGAUGUUUUGGAGUUCGACAUGGAAGGAGUUUGGCGGGAAAUGGAGAAACUCGUGGUGGAGGGUUUCGUGAGGGACAUUGGGAUCUGCAAUUUCACCCUCAAAAAAUUGGACAAGCUGUUGAGUUUUGCUAGGAUAAAGCCUUCAGUUUGUCAGAUGGAGAUGCAUCCUGGUUGGCGCAACGACAAGAUGCUGGAGGCUUGCAAGAAAAAUGACAUCCACGUCACGUCCUACUCGCCUUUGGGGUCGCAGGAGGGCGGUCGGGACCUCGUGCACGAUCCGGUGGUGGAUCGGGUAGCGAAGAAGUUGAACAAGAGCCCCGGACAGGUGCUUGUGAAAUGGGCUAUUCAGAGAGGGACUAGCACCAUUCCAAAAUCCAACAAUCCGGAUAGAAUCCACGAGAAUCUGCAUGUUUUCCAAUGGGAAAUACCCCCAGAAGACUUCCAAGCUCUUUCUAGCAUCCACGAUCAGAAACGAGUGUUGGAUGGUGAGGAGCUCUUCGUGAACAUGACCGAUGGACCUCUUAGGACUGUCGCCCAUGUGUGGGACGACGAGGAUUGAGAUGUGUUUGAGUCGAUAUGUAAUGUAAUAUAAAAAUGUAAUCGUAAAACUUCGUUUCCUUAUGUCUAUUCUACUAUUACUAAAAUUAUGUUAUAAAUAUUCUCUCUAUUUAUGAGAAAAUGUCGUUUAUUUUGAUUUA
Molecule: messenger RNA, 1188 nt
Organism: Salvia miltiorrhiza (redroot sage)
Lineage: Eukaryota; Viridiplantae; Streptophyta; Magnoliopsida; Lamiales; Lamiaceae
Product: aldose reductase
Exons: 8
Coding region: 6-1049 (347 amino acids)
Cellular component (GO): cytosol
Molecular function (GO): aldose reductase (NADPH) activity
Source: RefSeq, a predicted model, not a curated record